CGUAUUCCAACACUUUCCAACUUCUUCUCAAAUUACCAAAGCAAAAGCCAAACUAAAUACAUCAUCAUCCAUCCAUAAUUCCAUACACACCGACCCACCAACCCCUCAAAUCUCUUCUUCUCCUUUUCAUCCCCAAAAUCAAUCAGAGAAAUCUAGAAACUCACACAUAAACAUCAACCACCAAUUAUCUACUGCCAUUAUUUUUCUUCUAUAUCCCACCACCACACUUCACAUUUUAUUAUUCUUUAUACAAUAUCCUAAUCCAUUCUUUUCUCUUUUUCAUUAUUAAUAAUAAUAUUAAUUCUAUAUUUCACUUUCACAUUACAAUCUCAUUCUCAUCAUCCACCUCUUCUUCUCUAGUCAAGUCAAACUCAAUCCACCUUCUUCUUUUUCUUCAACAAAAAAAUGACUACUUUUUCAAAGAGUCUUGUUUUCACCACAACUAUGCUUGUUUCAACUACUGUCCUUUAUCUAGCUUUUUCAAGAAAAGUUAUCACCCCAACAAUUCAAAUUCAUGGAAAUCACAUUCCUAUCAACUCUAACACAAGAAUUCUGCGUUCUUGUUUGUAUACAGAGGAGAUGAAGAGGGAGAGGAAGAUGAACCCAAAGACGAAUAAAAAGAAAGUUAGAUUUGAAGAAGAUGUGAAAGAAACAAGAGAAAAGAGUGAGGUGAUGAUGAAAGAAAAACAGAGGAACCAAAACAGAGUAAAUAGCAACUGUGGAAACGAAACGCAGAAAAACUGUGGAAUGCCGGCGAAUAGAAUCAAUCUUUACAAUGGGAUUUUGAGGGAACGUGUUUAUAGGAUGGAAAGUUGUCACUGAUUCUGUUUGGAUGAAGAUUGGAACAGAAGAAAUUAUAUGAAACCGUAUAUUUCAUUUCUCUUGCUCUGUGUUUCCUCUGUUUUUUUGUUUUGUUUUGGUAGUUCUAAUAUUUAGAAGUUUUGUAGUUUUGUGGUGAGGGUAUUAACACAUAUGCAACUGUUGUGUGGCUGUGGAGAUAUGUUGACCAGUGACCACAACUCAAUUUGAUCUGCUGAUCCAACUCAGCACUAGUUAUUUGAGAUUGGAUUUUUUUUUAGCAAGAUAUUGGAUUUUUUUUGUUAGGUAAACAUCUUAGAUAUUGGAUUUGAUUCAAUAAUAUUUAGAUUAUAUUA
This is a messenger RNA of Trifolium pratense (red clover), 1154 nucleotides long. RefSeq lists its product as uncharacterized. Bases 406 to 822 code for a protein of 138 amino acids. The record is from RefSeq and is a predicted model, not a curated record. NCBI's taxonomy places the organism in Eukaryota, Viridiplantae, Streptophyta, Magnoliopsida, Fabales, Fabaceae. The transcript has 2 exons.